CAAAAUUAAUCCAACCAAUCAAAUCCGCACAAAGUGGAUCGUCGUGCGCCGCGUGCACGAGCAGCGUGACCUCCGAUACCGACGACUUACGUUCGAUUUUCUCGUGAAUUUGGUGGAAUUUUCCGUUCCGGGGGGGUUUUUAGUUGAAGACUGUGCGGUUUAUUCAUUAUUGGCGAAAACGCUCUUUCGGGAUCGGGCUUAGGUUAAAUAAUUAUGCAGGGCCAAUCGGUCUCUGUGAACCUGAAUCUCAAUCAGCAGCCUCAGAACGGACUAAACGGUGGACUUCCCUUGGGAACUCAAGUGAUCCUCAAGAUGAACGAUUCGAUCCCGAUGAAUUCAGUCGGUUUACUAGAACUAGCACAUAGAGAAUACCAAGCUGGCGACUAUGACAGCGCAGAACGCCAUUGCAUGCAACUAUGGAGGCAAGACCAAACCAACACCGGUGUCCUACUGCUUCUCUCCAGUAUACACUUCCAGUGCCGCAGACUGGAAAAGUCGGCACAUUUCAGUACACUUGCCAUUAAACAAAAUCCUUUACUAGCAGAAGCUUACAGCAACUUAGGUAAUGUCUUUAAAGAGAGAAACCAACUCCAAGAGGCGUUGGAUAAUUAUAGACAUGCCGUAAGGUUGAAGCCAGAUUUCAUAGAUGGCUACAUCAAUUUAGCGGCUGCAUUAGUUGCUGCAGGAGAUAUGGAGCAAGCUGUACAAGCUUACAUCACUGCUUUACAGUAUAACCCAGAUCUCUAUUGCGUUCGUAGCGAUCUGGGAAACCUUCUAAAAGCGUUAGGUCGUUUAGACGAAGCUAAGGCUUGUUACCUGAAGGCAAUUGAAACGAGACCCGAUUUCGCUGUCGCUUGGAGUAACCUUGGCUGCGUGUUUAACGCUCAGAGCGAGAUCUGGCUGGCGAUUCAUCACUUUGAGAAAGCGGUGGCUUUGGAUCCUAAUUUUCUGGAUGCUUAUAUCAAUUUGGGCAAUGUACUGAAGGAAGCCAGGAUUUUCGAUAGGGCGGUAGCGGCUUAUCUUAGGGCCCUCAACCUAUCCCCGAAUAAUGCGGUGGUACACGGAAACUUGGCAUGCGUCUACUACGAGCAAGGACUCAUCGAUCUGGCCAUCGACACAUACAAGAGAGCCAUUGAAUUGCAGCCAAAUUUCCCGGAUGCCUAUUGUAAUUUGGCCAAUGCCCUUAAGGAGAAAGGACAGGUAUCAGAAGCGGAAGACUGUUACAACACGGCCCUAAGACUAUGCCCGAGCCACGCGGAUUCCCUGAACAAUUUGGCGAACAUCAAGCGGGAACAGGGCUUCAUAGAAGAGGCCACUCGCCUCUACUUAAAAGCCCUCGAAGUUUUCCCGGAGUUCGCGGCCGCACACAGUAACCUGGCCUCCGUUUUACAACAGCAAGGAAAACUAAACGAGGCACUCAUGCAUUACAAGGAGGCCAUCCGGAUUCAGCCGACCUUUGCCGACGCUUAUUCUAAUAUGGGUAACACACUAAAAGAAAUGCAAGACGUCGCUGGAGCUCUCCAAUGCUACACGCGAGCGAUUCAAAUUAACCCGGCAUUCGCAGACGCUCACAGCAACCUGGCGAGUAUCCAUAAAGAUUCCGGUAACAUACCGGAAGCCAUCCAGUCCUACCGAACGGCACUAAAAUUAAAACCGGACUUUCCCGACGCUUAUUGCAAUUUGGCCCACUGUUUGCAGAUCGUAUGCGAUUGGUCCGAUUACGAUUCUAGGAUGAAGAAGUUGGUCAGCAUCGUUGCCGAUCAGUUGGACAAGAAUCGGCUGCCUUCGGUGCAUCCGCAUCACUCCAUGUUGUACCCGUUGACACACGAGUUUAGAAAGGCUAUUGCGGCAAGACACGCCAAUUUAUGCUUAGAAAAGAUAAACGUGCUGCACAAACAGCCAUACAGAUUCGUUCCAGAACUUAAAGGGAGACUUAGGAUCGGUUAUGUAAGCAGCGAUUUCGGAAAUCAUCCCACAUCCCAUUUGAUGCAGUCGGUGCCUGGUUUACACGACAGAGUUAAGGUUGAGGUGUUCUGUUACGCCCUCAGUCAAGACGACGGCACCACCUUCCGUAGUAAAAUCUCCCGAGAAUGCGAACAUUUCAUAGACUUGUCGGGUGAGCCGUGUAACGGUAAAGCGGCCGAUCGCAUUUACUCGGAUAACAUUCACAUCCUGGUGAACAUGAACGGAUACACAAAAGGAGCAAGAAACGAAAUAUUCGCCCUCAGGCCGGCUCCCAUCCAGGUUAUGUGGCUCGGAUAUCCGGGCACGAGCGGUGCCAGUUUCAUGGACUACCUAAUCACCGACGUGGUGACCUCCCCCUUGGAACUCGCGAGUCAAUACAGUGAAAAGUUAGCUUACAUGCCGUACACCUACUUCGUCGGCGAUCACAAACAAAUGUUCCCCCAUUUAAAAGAACGUUUGAUCGUUUCCGAUAAAAGUGGACUCGGCAACGGUCUCGCCGAUAACGUGGCGAUAAUUAACGCGGCCGAUUUAUCGCCCCUGGUCGAAAACACCGAAGUCAAAGAGGUGAAGGAGAUCAUCAAGGCGGCCAAACCGGUCGAGAUCAGUCUUAAAGUGGCCGAAUUGCCCACGACGACUCCGAUAGAAACGAUGAUCGCUUCGGGACAGGUGCAAACUUCAUUGAAUGGAGUUAUGGUCCAGAACGGACUGGCUACCACGCAGACGAACAAUAAGGCGGCCACCGGCGAAGAGGUGCCUCAGAAUAUCGUGAUCACCACCAGACAACAAUACGGACUUCCUGACGAUGCGGUGGUUUAUUGCAAUUUUAAUCAGUUGUACAAGAUCGAUCCUUUGACCCUGCAUAUGUGGGUGAACAUUCUUAAAGCGGUGCCAAAUUCUGUUCUUUGGCUGUUGCGGUUCCCGGCCGUAGGCGAACCGAACUUGUUAAACACGGCGCAACAGUUGGGCCUACCGCCCGGUAAAAUUCUAUUCAGCAACGUGGCCGCCAAAGAGGAACACGUUAGACGAGGACAAUUGGCCGACGUGUGCCUUGAUACGCCUUUGUGCAACGGACACACCACAAGUAUGGACGUGUUAUGGACGGGAACGCCAGUGGUGACAUUCCCCGGUGAAACUUUGGCAUCCAGAGUGGCCGCUAGUCAACUGAAUACCCUUGGAUGUCCCGAAUUGAUCGCCAGAUCGAGACAAGAGUAUCAGGAUAUUGCCAUAAAGCUCGGAACGGACAAAGAAUAUUUGAAGGCCAUGCGACACAAAGUGUGGUCCGCCCGAUCUACCUCGCCCUUAUUCGAUUGCAAAGUAUACGCACAAGGACUGGAGCUGCUCUACUCGAAAAUGUGGGAGCGGUUCUUCAACGGUCUCAGGCCCGACCAUAUCACCGACACGACCGUGAAAAGGUGGCCGUAGGUGACCGACGACGACGACGUUUUCCUCAACUGAUUCGAUCCGAAGGAGUUUUUUGGCCCGCUCACCGUCAUCGCUCUACUUAUCCUCUUCGUGACCGUCUCCUUGACCGGUUACUAUUUUUGGUUUUAGUGGGCAAUUUUUUUUGUGCCAAAAAGCUCCUUUUGACGUUUAGAAAAAAUAAGUUGAUUUGUAUAAAGCGAGAAUAUUUUUUAUUAAUAUUUAUAGGUACUUUUAGUGACAAUGUUGCUAUUUUAAGAGGACUUUUAAGAGGACUUUAAGACCACAAGAGUUGCAAGUGAUCGAUGAUGUGAAUACUUAUUAGGUUCGUUAAGUAUAUUAAAAUGUAUUAUUUAUUUUUAAGUUUUGAGUGCGAGCGCGUGUUGUAUGCCAGGUUGUCAUUGCGAGGAUUAAUUAUUAUAUUCCAGUGAUUUCAA
This is a messenger RNA of Anthonomus grandis grandis, 3821 nucleotides long. RefSeq names its product UDP-N-acetylglucosamine--peptide N-acetylglucosaminyltransferase 110 kDa subunit-like. Gene Ontology annotation, biological process: protein O-linked glycosylation. The record is from RefSeq and is a predicted model, not a curated record. Lineage: Eukaryota; Metazoa; Arthropoda; Insecta; Coleoptera; Curculionidae. Bases 214 to 3387 code for a protein of 1057 amino acids. The transcript has 14 exons. Gene Ontology annotation, molecular function: protein binding; protein N-acetylglucosaminyltransferase activity.